AUGAUAGAGCAGCAAGAACUGGAACAUGUUCAUUGGGAUCACAUGGUUCGGAAUAGGAUCAACACUCCAAAGCACAGGUUUAUAUCAUGGUUAGCCAUUCAGAGCAGAUUAUGCACAAAGGAAAAGCUAGCCCAAUUUGGUGUUAGUAACUCAGAUACUUGCUGCAUAUGUGAAGUAGAAGCUGAAUCUCAUGCUCACUUAUUUUUUCAAUGUGAUUUUAGUAGAAGGUUGCUGAGUGAUAUUAAACAGUGGAUGGGAAUUACUAGUAGAUCUACUGAUCUGGUUUGUUUGCAGCAAUGGAUUCAUCACAAUCAGAGGUCUAAGUUCAAGAGGAAUGUGUGGUAUGCUAGCCUUGCUGCUGCAAUUUACUUCACAUGGCAAUGUAGGAACAAAGCUUAUUGGGAUCAAUCUGUUCCUAAUCCUAGGCAUGUUUUUGUUAGCCUCAAACAAUCUGUCAAGCAGCGAGUUGUUGCUGUUAUGCCUCAAAAUGUUUCUAGAGUUGAGCAAAAUUGGUUUGUAAGUUUGUAA
This is a messenger RNA of Beta vulgaris subsp. vulgaris (sugar beet), 528 nucleotides long. RefSeq lists its product as uncharacterized. Bases 1 to 528 code for a protein of 175 amino acids. The record is from RefSeq and is a predicted model, not a curated record. The transcript has a single exon. NCBI's taxonomy places the organism in Eukaryota, Viridiplantae, Streptophyta, Magnoliopsida, Caryophyllales, Amaranthaceae.